CAAAUAAUGGCAGCUGGAGACUCUCUACGUUAUCGUGCUCGUACUGCAGUACCUGCAGGUCGUCCGGAAACAUAUGGUUCCAGAACUAUGACAAUUCAUCCUGAAGAACUUGCUGAAGAAGUAGGGCCAGUUUCCUCAGAAGAAGAAAAUGAAUUAUCAACACAGCCUGUUGGAACUUUAAAACUUCGUGGUGAUGGUGAUGGUCAAUCUAGUGGCAGAAAAGUUAAAUGGGAUGAUACAGUUGUAGACAAUGAAGGUUUAGGAAGAAAGAAAUCAAAAAUUUGUUGUAUCUAUCAUAAACCUCGUGCGUUUGGUGAAUCCUCGGAUGAAGAUUCCAGUAGGGAUGAUUCUGACGAUUCGGAUCAUGGUCACGAUCAUGACCAUAAAAAUGGUCACCAUCCCGACAAAUGUUAUCGGAAUACUCCAAAUGCAUAUGAACGUCAACCACAAUACAAAAAUCGCCCACGACCACCAAUCCCAAAUCCAGAACCAAGAGAUAAUCCAACUUCUCCUUCAUCAUAAUAUUUAAAACAAAAGGCCCAUGAUUUUUUAAGUAUUAAAGAUAGAAUAUAAAUAGAAGUAAUGUCGUUUAUAAAAACAUUUUCUUUUUUAAUUUUGCUUGUAUGUAAAUUACAAAUCUUAUACGAACUUUAGUUAUAAUUUCAAUAAAGUGCAUAUUU
Rhizophagus irregularis DAOM 181602=DAOM 197198 is the source of this 680-nucleotide messenger RNA. RefSeq lists its product as uncharacterized. Lineage: Eukaryota; Fungi; Glomeromycota; Glomeromycetes; Glomerales; Glomeraceae. Gene Ontology annotation, cellular component: nucleus. Gene Ontology annotation, molecular function: protein phosphatase 1 binding; protein serine/threonine phosphatase inhibitor activity. The record is from RefSeq and is a predicted model, not a curated record.